Molecule: messenger RNA, 1329 nt
Organism: Terrapene triunguis (Three-toed box turtle)
Lineage: Eukaryota; Metazoa; Chordata; Testudines; Emydidae
Gene: GEMIN2
Product: gem nuclear organelle associated protein 2
Exons: 10
Coding region: 57-851 (264 amino acids)
Biological process (GO): spliceosomal complex assembly; spliceosomal snRNP assembly
Cellular component (GO): SMN complex; nucleus; spliceosomal complex
Source: RefSeq, a predicted model, not a curated record
CCCUCAACGCGCCUGCGCCCUGCGAUUACCCGGGGGGCAACGGCCGUCGCGCGGAGAUGGAGUCCGCGGUGGAGGAGUUGAUGCCCCGGCUCCUGCCUGUGGGGGACUGUGACCUCGCGGAGGAUUUCGACCCCACCAUGCCCCCGCGGACGCCCUCGGAGUAUUUAAAGCGGGUCCAGAUUGAAGCAGCACGAUGCCCAGAUGUUGUUGUGGCACAGAUAGACCCUAGAAAGUUGAGAAAGAAGCAGACAGUGAAUAUUUCACUUACAGGAUGCCAUCCUGCCCCUGAGGGAUAUUCUCCAACUCUCAAAUGGCAGCAGCAGCAAGUGUCUCAUUUUUCAGCAGUUCGUCAGAGUGUGAAUAAACACAGAAGUCAUUGGAAGGCACAACAUUUGGACAGCAAUGUUACAAUGCCAAAAUCUGAGGAUGAAGAAGGCUGGAAACUGUUUUGUCUGGGUGAAAAGUUAUAUUCGGAAGCAGCUAUUGCAGUGUCUGGUAAUGAAAACCUAGGAAUUGAUUACAUUAAGAUCGGUUUUCCCCCUUUUUUAAGUAUUGUUAGCAGAAUGAAUCAGGCAACAGUAACUAGCGUCCUGGAAUAUCUGAUAAACUGGUUUGGAGAGAAAGAGUUUACUCCAGAACUGGGCAGAUGGUUUUAUGCUUUGUUGGCAUGUCUUGAAAAGCCUUUGUUGCCUGAAGCCCACUCCCUAAUUCGGCAGUUGGCAAGACGAUGCUCUGAAGUCAGAGUACUAGAGGAGAACAAGAAUGAAGAGAAAGUGUCUGCUCUGAAUUUGCUAAUCUGUUUAGUUAGCAGGUAUUUUGAUCAACGUGAUCUGGCUGACGAGCCCUCCUGAUCCCAGAUCGGGGACAUUAAAUGUCUCACAUCACUAUAAAACCAACACCAGCAUCAAUGUUAAACAGCCAGGUGCAAUGCAGCUCAAAAUGUACCUUCUUAGUAGUGAGCUUGAAUGGUGUUGAGCAAAAGACUGCUGGUCUCGCUGAAUAAUCCAUGACCUGAAAAGGGUCAGCAGCGAAGUGCCUACCCACUCUCUAUAAGCCUGUUUCUCUGCAAAAACAAGUGAUCUUCAAAGCAGUAAGCAAAUUGAGUUGUUGUGAGCACCCAAGGGUAGUUAAUCCUGAAAAAUUACUUCUGGAGAGUAAGCCUUUUUGUUGAAAUUGAAUUACUCAUGUGAAUAAAGAUUUGCAAGACUGGGCCCCAAGCUUUUUACACAUGAAAGCUCGAGGCAGUGAGAAAUCUCUUUCAUGAACCCAUCUAAAGAAUCCGAUAUUAAAUGGUUUUGUAAACGUUUACAAUAAAAAUUUUCAAAACUG